AUGGAAUUCGGCACGACGGGCUGUCUCAGCGAAGAUGGCAUCCAUUUGGAUAUGGAUCGGUUGAAGAAGGGUGAGGUGAACCUGGGUACCUCGAUCAUGGCCGUAACAUUUAAAGACGGCGUCAUCCUGGGCGCCGACUCCCGCACGACAACCGGCGCAUACAUUGCGAACCGAGUCACCGAUAAGCUGACGCAGGUGCACGACACCAUCUGGUGCUGCCGAUCCGGUUCGGCAGCCGAUACUCAAGCCGUAGCAGACGUCGUCAAGUACCAGCUGGAGUUAUUCAGCAUGAUGAACGGGCGGCCGCCGACGACGCAGACGGCCGCGGCCAUCUUUCAGGAGAUUUGCUAUGCUAACAAGGACAUGCUUUCAGCCGGCCUAAUCAUCGCCGGCUGGGACCCCCGCCACGGCGGGCAAGUGUACAGCAUACCGCUAGGCGGUUCCCUGCACCGCCAGGCGUAUGCGAUUGGCGGCUCUGGCUCGACCUAUAUCUAUGGCUACUGCGACGCGCACUGGCGCGAGGGCAUGAGCGAGGAGGAGGCGGUGCAAUUUGUCAAGGGCGCGCUGCGCGAGGCGAUCAAGUGGGAUGGUAGCUCGGGCGGUGUCAUUCGCAUGGUGGUGUUAACGGAGAAGGGCGCGGAGAGGCAUUUGUAUUUGCCGGAUACGGAUUAUCAGGUUCGGCAUGCUUAG
Thermochaetoides thermophila DSM 1495 is the source of this 690-nucleotide messenger RNA. RefSeq lists its product as uncharacterized. The transcript has 6 exons. Bases 1 to 690 code for a protein of 229 amino acids. Gene Ontology annotation, cellular component: proteasome core complex. The record is from RefSeq and is a predicted model, not a curated record. Lineage: Eukaryota; Fungi; Ascomycota; Sordariomycetes; Sordariales; Chaetomiaceae. Gene Ontology annotation, molecular function: threonine-type endopeptidase activity.